AUGCACCAGCUCUAUACCAUAUAUAUAUUUGAUGACGAAUAUGAAAACGAAUCGCUAGUAGACCUAUCUUCUCAAUUCACGUCUCAAUAUAAUGAAUCGAACAAUACCAAUAAUAACAAUUCAAUUAAUAACUCAAUUAAUGACAAACUUUACAACAUGCUGCCAACUGGUUAG
Molecule: messenger RNA, 174 nt
Organism: Racocetra fulgida
Lineage: Eukaryota; Fungi; Glomeromycota; Glomeromycetes; Diversisporales; Gigasporaceae
Source: the annotation of a GenBank genome assembly